CGCGGUCUAAAGCGAUCGGUAUUAUUUUCUUAUUUUCUGCAGACGAAAAUUUACAUCACGGAGAGCAACUACGAAGUGUACAGUCUACUCAAGCUCAGGCUCAAGCUUAAGCUCUAAAAAUGACGGAUGUAUGUGUGAAUAAAGCCAGACGUAAUGGGAAACUUUUCGGAACAAACUGAGUUGAUGCACACUGCAGGGUGUAGCCACCCAGUUAUGUGUUCUGGAAAUCCCAUGUGUUUCAUUUUUCCAAUUAAGUACUCAUGCGGAAUAGUGUCGAACGCUUUGGAACCUGGUUCCUGUUCUGGACUUCAUCAAAUAGAACGCGAGUGUAACAGAUUAGGUAUGUUGUGGUUGAUCUGUGCUGUACAAAUCCGUGUUGUUCUUCUGAUAUCAGCGAGGGCGCAGCUCUAUACAGUAUGAUUCAUGGUUUCAAAAGCCUUGCGAAGUGAGCAUAGGAUCGAUAUUCCACGGUAAUUUUCGACGCGAUGAGUACUGCCCGAUUUGUGGAUCGGAACAAUUCGAGCUGCUUUCCAAACCUUCAGAAAUGUCUUCUCAACGAGUGACCUAUUGAAUAGACAAGCAACAGGAAAAGCCAAUGAGGAGGCACAACGCUUGAGAAGUAGCGGUGGCAGUCCAUCAACUUCAGCUCCCUUGGACACAUCAAUAUUCUCGAGCGCUUUUCGGACUACCUCGAGUGAAAAUGUGAUUGAGGGAACAUUUAUGUCGUACGUUGGAAUAUGCCGAAAUCAUCCUGGAUACAUCUCGGGCAUCGCUGUGCUAAAAACACUCUGGAAGAAGUUGGCGAAGAGAUGGGCUGCAUCGCUAGCCGAACUAGUAGUUGAUCCGUUGAAUUCCAUAUUGGGUGGUAUCCUUGUAUUCGUUUUCAGUAACCUCAUAUACUUCCAGAAGAAUGCCAGAUUUUGCUUCAGAUUCUGCUGAACUCUGUGCAUAUAUAUUCUGUGGGCUUCAGCGAGAAGAUCCGUGUAUGCUAUUUCUAUGUUACGAAGGGUGAUACAGUCAGCCGUGGUUCUCGACUUGAAAUAGCGUUUUCUUGUAUUCAGAAGCACAUUCCUCAUAUGACGAAGAUCAGCAGUCCACCAGGGCUUUCGCAUUGAUACGUCAGGCUUACGUCGUACACGCGGGACAUGCACAUCGAAUACUUCAAAUAGUUUACCGUAGAAGGUUGAUACAACUGAAUCUACCGAGUUACCAAGGUGGCUUGCCAAUGGAGAGAAGCAAUAGCGUUAUUUAAUGACUCGAAGUUACAGCGUCUGAAGUUCAUAGUCGUCAUAUCGGUUUGUGUUGUUUUGUAACUCACCGCUGCGAACGCCAAGCAAAACGAUGAACGGCUUAUGAUGAGGGUCAGCUGUUAGAAGAGGUUGAGAAGGUUCAAUUAUAUCCAUGUCGUCUGGUGUAUUGACGAAUGCUCAAAUGGCGAGUUUCGGUAGAAGUACUAGCAAAUUUAUACUAAUAGGCAAUUAUAAAGGAUCAAUUAGAACGUUGAACGUUCGCUUAUUAAGAAAACGUGAAUGUUUGAAAGUAUUCAUAACAAAAAUCCCUUCUGGGCAGGACGAAGUUUACCGGGUCAGCUAGUAUUACUAUAAAAAGUAUGGUGCUCAAAGCAAUUAGCUGGAAUGAAUUGAUUACCUGUUUCCUUCACGUUGAAGUAGUGAGCGAUGUGUAUUCGGGUAUUAAACUCCAUUCAUAGAUUCGGGCCGCUAUCGGUACUGAACAUUAAAAAGCCUAAUAGAAAAAUAGCAAGCACACCACCGUUAACAACAGUACACUUAUAAAUUUUCACAUUAGCAAUUAACAGCACGGGAAAUUGAUAACACCUGAAAUAGGUACGUAGUACGUUUCGAUAGAAUUUUCCAAUCAAAUACUACCAAGAUAGUCUCGCAAUUAAAAAUGCUUGGUUCUUUCGGGUGUCACAAAUGCUCAAACUGAUAUGAACUCGCGUGUAAAUGCGUUGCAACGAUAGUAUUGCAGCAAACUUCAAACCAUUAAGUCGAAUCUGAGACGGCGAACAUGAUUCUAUUGUAUGUUUUGGUAGUUGCAUGUCUAAUUGCAUUCGCUGUUUCCGAAUCUCCUGGACAACCUCGCAUCAUCAACGGCAAGGAUGCCGAACUUGGUCAGUUUCCCUAUCAGGCUAUGCUGAAAAUAGCAACACCCAGAGGCAACGCGCUUUGCGGAGGAAGUCUUCUGAGCGAUGAGUGGGUUCUGACCGCAGGACAUUGUGUAGAAAAUGCCAGCUCUUUUGAGGUAACUUUGGGCGCGGUUGAUUUCAAGGAUCAAGGGAACGACGAGCGGGUGGUUAUGAAUUCUACGGAGUACACACGACACGAGCAAUAUCAGGCGGGAUCCGCGACAAACGAUAUUGCUCUAAUAAGGCUUCCACAGAAAGUGCAGCUCAGUGAUCGAAUUCAACCGGUGAAACUCCCCUCCGGCCACGAUGACUACAAUCGGCGACAAGCCAUUGUUAGUGGUUGGGGCAAAGAAAACGACUGGGGCGGAGCGGCGGACAAAUUGCAAUAUACCCAACUUACAGUGAUUCGAAACACGGAGUGCAAGUUGUUCUAUGGGAUGAGUACGAUAAAACCAACAACACUGUGCUGCAAGGGUGAUACACAGCAAUCGACGUGUAACGGAGACUCCGGAGGUCCGCUGGUGCUGAAGGACGACAAAACGCUCAUAGGGGUGGUGAGUUUCGGUCAUGUCAUUGGUUGCCAAAAAAUGCUCCCAGUUGCCUUCGGUAGAGUCACUGAAUUCGCGGAUUGGAUCAGAGAAAAGACCGGCAUUCCAGCGCAGGAAGGCGAUUCGUAAUCGUGGGCGUUGUGGACGUUUCUCAUAUUUCCGAACGUUGAUGAUUGUCUAGUUGACUUUGCUAUAAUUAAUUUUAUUCAUUUUUCUCGAUUUUAGCG
Messenger RNA from Toxorhynchites rutilus septentrionalis, 2921 nucleotides. Its product is annotated as collagenase-like. NCBI's taxonomy places the organism in Eukaryota, Metazoa, Arthropoda, Insecta, Diptera, Culicidae. The transcript is spliced from 2 exons. The coding region runs from base 2029 to 2823 and encodes 264 amino acids. Gene Ontology annotation, biological process: proteolysis. Gene Ontology annotation, molecular function: serine-type endopeptidase activity. The record is from RefSeq and is a predicted model, not a curated record.